Messenger RNA from Ustilaginoidea virens, 675 nucleotides. RefSeq lists its product as uncharacterized. The record is from RefSeq and is a predicted model, not a curated record. Gene Ontology annotation, cellular component: ESCRT III complex; multivesicular body. Bases 1 to 675 code for a protein of 224 amino acids. The transcript has 4 exons. Gene Ontology annotation, biological process: protein transport; late endosome to vacuole transport; endosome transport via multivesicular body sorting pathway. Lineage: Eukaryota; Fungi; Ascomycota; Sordariomycetes; Hypocreales; Clavicipitaceae.
AUGAAUAUCCUGGAAUGGGCCUUUGGGAAGCGUAUGACGCCUGCCGAGCGCCUGCGCAAGAACCAACGCAUGCUGGACAAGGCUAUCCGAGAACUCGAUCAAACGCGCGUCAAGUUGGAGAGGCAAGAGAAGACACUAAUACAGCAGAUCAAGACGAGCGCCAAGAACGGGCAGAUGGGUGCCUGCAAGAUCCAGGCCAAGGAUCUGGUUCGUACACGGCGGUACAUUGAAAAGUUCUUCGCGAUGCGCAGUCAACUACAGAAAAUCUCGUUGCGGCUUCAGACUUACCGAACCAACGAACAAAUGAUGCAAGCGAUGAAGGGUGCUACAAUGGCUCUUGGGAGCAUGAACAAAUCAAUGAACCUGCCGCAACUCCAACGGAUUGCCAUGGAAUUUGAGAGGGAAAACGACAUCAUGGAGCAGAGACAAGAGAUGAUGGAUGACGCUGUUGAUGAUGCUAUGGAUGUGGGUGUCGAAGAGGAAGGCGACGAGGUUAUCGACCAGGUCUUGGAGGAAAUUGGCGUCGAGUUCAACCAAGCUGCUGGCGAAACACCGCUCGCCUUGGGGAAUCCUGCCGUCUCUGAAGGAAGAAUUGCUCAGGCCAUCGGCGGGGAUAGUGGCGGCGAUCCUGUUGACAACGACCUUCAAGCAAGGUUUGAUAGUCUGAAGAAAUAG